GGCGGCCGGUUGUGCCGGGCCCUGGCGGGGGGGCGGCACCGCCAGCAGCCGGAGGCCGCUCGUCCCGCUCCUGUAGCAGAGGCGGGCCGGCGGGCACACCGAGCCCCGCUCCCCGGACCCGGCCGUGCGCCUCGGCGGCCCGUGGCGACAUGUCUCGGGAGCCCGGCUGCAAGCGCUGGCUCCUCGCUGCAUGCGCUCACCUCUUCUUCCUUCUCCCGCUGCUCCGCACCCGGGCUUUUGCUGUAAUUCCUGAAGGUGCAGAAGAUGAGAUGGAAUUACCAGUGCUGCAGAAGUCUAAAAAAAGUGGAACAAUUAGUAAAAUAAGCGGAGAAUUAAAAGAAAUAGUAUUUAUCAUCCAGAGUCAAAGUAAUUCUUUCCAUUCCAAGAGAGCAGAAGAUCUGAAAAGAGAUAUUUUAAAACAGGCUGCAGAUCUUGGAAAGGAAUUACCUACAGUUCUGCUUAUUCAUCAGAUGAACGGGCAUGAAGGUGCAUGGACAAUAUUACCCUUAAUGAGAGACUUCUCUGUUACCUAUGGUAGGAACUCCUCAUGGAUUUUCUUCUGUGAAGAAGAUACAAGAAUACAAGUUGCAAAGCUGAUAGAAACACUUGGAAGAUUUGACAGCUCUAAGGAGUGGUUUUUAGGUAAAGCACUAUAUGAUGAAGAAUCUACAAUAAUUCACCAUUAUGCCUUUGCUGAAAAUCCUACAGUCUUUAAAUUUCCAGAUUUUGCUGCUGGUUGGGCACUUAGCAUUCCCCUUGUUAACAAGCUUGCAAAGAAGUUGAAAAGUGAACCCCUCAAGUCAGACUUCACAAUAGAUUUAAAGCAUGAGAUUGCCCUGUAUAUUUGGCAAAAAGGGGAAGGACCACAUCUUACUCCAGUGCCUGAGUUCUGCACAGAUGAUGUGAACUCAUAUAAAGUUGAUCAUUGUGCAACAACAUUCAGUAAUUUUCUGCCACUUUGUGGAGAGCCAGUGAAAAAAGAAGAUGUUUUUGUUGCUGUAAAAACAUGCCAGAAAUUUCAUGGUGACAGAAUACCAGUUGUAAAGCAGACUUGGGAAAGAGAAGCUGCCCUUAUUGAAUACUACAGUGAUUAUGCAGACAUCUCCAUUCCUACUAUAGAUUUAGGCAUACCUAAUACUGACAGAGGUCAUUGUGGGAAAACUUUUGCUAUUUUGGAAAGGUUUUUGAAUCAUAGCUCUUCCAGAACUCCUUGGUUAGUCAUAGUGGAUGAUGACACACUGAUAAGUAUCUUCAGGCUCCGAAAAUUGCUCAGCUGCUAUGACCCAAAUGAACCAGUAUUUCUUGGAGAGCGGUACGGUUAUGGCUUGGGAACAGGAGGAUAUAGUUACAUCACUGGUGGAGGAGGGAUGAUUUUCAGCAGAAUAGCUGUUCAGAAACUACUUGCUAGUAAAUGCCGGUGUUACAGCAUGGAUGCGCCUGAUGAUAUGGUCCUUGGGAUGUGUUUCAGUGGCUUGGGAAUCCCUAUAACACAUAGUCCACUUUUCCAUCAGGCAAGGCCAAUGGACUACCCAAAAGGCUACCUUUCUCACCAAAUUCCAGUAUCAUUUCACAAGCAUUGGAAUAUUGAUCCAGUGAAGGUGUAUUUCACAUGGCUGGCACCAAACACAGAAGAGUCACUUAAUGGAAAGAAAGUUGGAUAUAACAGAGAGGAUUUAUAAGCAGUAGAAUGUAAAUGUUGAUGGAUGUACUGCAGAGAAGACACUGCUGUGAUUUUUGUGGUGGUCUCACAUUGUUCAUCUGUUCAUGAUACAGAAUACAAGGUUUGUUCCUGUUAGUUAUAUUCCUUAGAGCAAUGGGAGAAGGCACCUAAUUGACUCUUUUGUCACACUUCUUUUCUUUUUAAAAUGUUUUGGGGUUUUGUAUACCAAUGAGCUUGAAACAUUUAAAAUGUCUCAUACAACUUUGUUUUGGUUUGGGCUUCAAGUCAGGCAGCAUCGAUUUACAUCUCCUUCCUUUGUUUUCUCAAAAGCUGAAGUUAUGUGUUUGGGAGCCUAAUACUGAAUAUGUGUGGAGUAUCUAUUGAACAUCACCUACAUUGACCUACAGAAAACAGUGCUCAGAAAAGCUGUUCUGGAACAGGUUCUUGGUGAUAAAUCAGAGAGGAGACAUGACUUUGUUUCAGUGACCAGGAGCUAGCUAUGAUUGUGUGAAGGCUAUGUUCCUUUAUACUCAUUUCAGAUGCAAGUACUGACGUUUCCUGGGAUUGGUGGACCAAGCAGGAACCACUGUUUUUAAGUUUAUUAGCGUUUGUGAGGAAUUUCAUGUUCAAAAUGGAGAAACAGGAUUUCUUAAGUGGCCACGGGAGGUCACUGUGGCUCCUUUAGAAACCUAAGUCACUAUAUCUGUUUGGCAAGUACAAAUGUGAUUCUAAAGGAUUAUUGCAGAACUAACACUUCAGUAUUUCUGAUGUGUGCAUUUCAAUAGCAUAUGGAUGCCAGCUUUAAAAAGUUUGUAGUAUUUCUAAUUUAUAUCAUCAAGGUAAGCAAUUUCAUGCAUACAUGUAAAGAGUGAUUCAAUUCAUAUUUAAAAUACUUUUGAUUUUUUGUUUCUUUGAAUACUUCAGUUUUGUAAAAAUGUUUGUACAAAAACUGGCUUUAGUAUGUUCUAAACUAAUUUUUAUAUUGUAGAACUCCUCCUUUUGAGAUGACAGUAUAUGGCACUUGUAUGCUGUUAUUUAACUUUGCUUGCUAUAUUGUAACCAAAAUACAGGGUCUUAAAGCCAUACUGCUGAAGUAAUUUGUGGUUUGUUUUCUUUUAGUAAGCUACAACCUGAUUCCACUCCAAAGUAAUGCAAUACUUGCUCUUAAGCUGAAGUAGGGGAGCCACUGAUUCCUGUGUUUCAGUAAUUACUGAAGUUGUAUAAACAUAUGUUUGUGAAUGUAGCUUGUGGAAUUUUAAGCAUUUGAAUAGCAAGCACAUGUUUGUAACAGAUUCAGAUUCUGAUUAAAUAGGAGCAAUCCGUGUUAUGUCUUUUUUCAUCCCACUACCAGUGCCUUAACAGUAGACAUUUUACUGACCCCAGGACUGUGUUCUCCGGUACUGUGGGUGAAUUGUUAAUUAUGUUUACUGUUUAGAACUGUGAGAGCUGAAAGCUGAAUAAAAGCAUUCUUCUUUAA
This is a messenger RNA of Neopsephotus bourkii (Bourke's parrot), 3137 nucleotides long. RefSeq names its product beta 3-glucosyltransferase (gene B3GLCT). Gene Ontology annotation, molecular function: acetylglucosaminyltransferase activity. Gene Ontology annotation, cellular component: membrane. The transcript has 15 exons. NCBI's taxonomy places the organism in Eukaryota, Metazoa, Chordata, Aves, Psittaciformes, Psittacidae. The record is from RefSeq and is a predicted model, not a curated record. Bases 150 to 1679 code for a protein of 509 amino acids.